Colletotrichum karsti is the source of this 942-nucleotide messenger RNA. RefSeq lists its product as uncharacterized. Lineage: Eukaryota; Fungi; Ascomycota; Sordariomycetes; Glomerellales; Glomerellaceae. The record is from RefSeq and is a predicted model, not a curated record. The coding region runs from base 1 to 942 and encodes 313 amino acids. The transcript is spliced from 4 exons.
AUGACGAUGAAUCGCAUUGCCGUUUACGGCCACCGUGGCUGGGGCAGCUCUAGGAUUGUUGCUGCCCUGAUAGCGUCCGGGGCUCCUGUCAGGGUCCUUUACCGUCCCGGAUCGGACAUCUCCACACUUCCCGAGAAGACUGAUAAGAUCGAAGUUGACGUCAAUGACGAAGCAGCGCUGGUCCAGGCUCUGAAGGACAUCGAUAUAGUGAUUUCCCUGGUUGGACAUGAGGGGGUGCAAAGACAACACGGCUUCGUCAAGGCUAUCCCAAAGACUAAGGUCAAGCUGUUCUCGCCGUCCGACCUGGCAGCUCGCUAUGACGAGCAAGGCCUUCGCAUCAAGGUCAACAAGGAAAAGGACGAUCUUGAGAAGGCGGCGAAGGCAGCCGGGAUUCCUACCACAGUCGUUCUUAUAGGUAACUUUGCGGAGUUCGCUCUGAACACUAUGGGCAUGGGAGUCGAUGUCAAGGGCAACAGACUCGUCUACACCGCGGGCAGUGGACACGCUGAAGUAAACCUUUGUACGAGAGACUAUGUUGCGGCAGCAUACGUGUCAAUCUUCACCGAAAGACCUGUAUCUGAGAUACAGAACCGAGCCAUUGCUUUGACCGAGCUUACGCCUACUGGCGAGGAGGUCGCGGCGGCGCUGGAGCAGAAGAAUGGGUCUUCGCCCGAGACCUUCACCCACGGCCUUGAAACGGUCGAACGAGAAAUCGAGGACGGUCUCAGUGACGGAAGUCUCUUCACGUUGUCGUGGUAUUGCCGCAAGAUCUGGGGUACGGGCCAGCAGUACCGGAUGAUCGGGAAGGAUGUCUGGGCCAUGGAGGGAUACAAGAAGGCGACUCUCAGUGACUUGAUUGUCGAGGGAAAGCUUGAGCAAUACCGAGAGAUGCCCCCACAAGUUAUGGAGUACUUCGAGAAGGGCUUUAAAUCUUCAACAUAG